Molecule: messenger RNA, 1131 nt
Organism: Chenopodium quinoa (quinoa)
Lineage: Eukaryota; Viridiplantae; Streptophyta; Magnoliopsida; Caryophyllales; Amaranthaceae
Exons: 5
Coding region: 1-1131 (376 amino acids)
Source: RefSeq, a predicted model, not a curated record
AUGAAUAUUGUGUUUGCCCUUUUCCAAAUGCAUCCAAAUAAGGCUCCGGGCCCUGAUGGUAUGCAUGCUCUAUUUUUUCAAUCUUUCUGGCAUAUUAUUGGUCCUGAUGUCGGGUCUUAUGUGAAGAAGUGGUGGAGGGGAGAAGUGGAGUUACAUGAUAUUAAUAAUACUUGCAUUGUUCUUAUCCUUAAAUGGUUUUUUUUUAAUGGGAUUAUAUCUCAAAAUCGGAGUGCCUUUGUUCCAAAACGUCUUAUUUCUGAUAAUGCUUUGGUGGCUUUUGAGAUCUUCCAUGCUAUGAAGAGAAGUGGGAAAGGAAAGGAGGGUAGUUUUGCUUUGUACUUGGAUAUGAGUAAGGCCUAUGAUAGAGUGGAGUGGAGCUUUUUAAAGAAGAUUUCAGGUUCUGUGACUCCUACUAGGGGUCUCCGACAGGGUGAUCCCAUAUCUCCUUAUCUUUUCUUGUUGUGUGCGGAUGCUUUUUCAACUCUGAUUGGUACGGCGGCGGAAAAUAAUCUUAUUCACGAAAAUAUGAGUUUCGCAUCGGGUCAAAAUGUCAAUCUGAGUAAGACAGAAGUGACUUUUAGUAAAAAGGUGAGUAUGAAUCGUCGACAGGAAAUUAUUGAUACAUUGGGUGUUCGAGAGGUGGAUAGAUAUGAGAAGGUUGGAAGGAAAAAGCUCCUCUCAAUGCUGGGUAGGGAGAUUCUUCUUAAAGCAGUGGCACAGGCUAUACCUAUCUACAUGAUGAGUAUUUUCAAAAUUCUGGAUGGUCAUAUAGAUGACAUUCAUUUGAUGUUGGCUCGAUUUUGGUGGGGCUACUCGGAUUCUAUAAGAAAGCUACAUUGGCAAAAGUGGGAGUACUUGUGUAAGCCGAAGAAGUUUGGUGGUAUGGAGGUUCGUGAUCUACGUGUUUUUAACCAAGAAUUGUUGGCUAAACAAUGUUGGCGGCUUCAUCAUCUUCAAGGUACUCUCCUUCAUUCAAUCUUUAAAGCUAAAUAUUUUAAACACUGUGAUAUCUUGGAGGCGCAUCGGAGCUAUGAUCCAAGUUAUACUUGGCGUAGUAUUAGGGGGGCUAAAUCCCUUCUUCUCGAUGGAUUGAAAUGGAGGAUUGGGAAUGGUUGUAAGGUGAAAGUAUAG